CAGGGGGGACGGAACUAUUUCCAAUUCCAGCGCCGCGGCAGCCGUCGUCGCGAGAAGACGUAGGAGACCGGUAGUUCGUGGAAGGCAAGCACCAUAACAGACCUCGCGAUCUCGUGGUGGUGGCAGUCGUUGACGACAAGGAUGAGUCAAUUCGCACAUGGAAUUCGUUCAUUUGACGCUACGUCCAUACCCGACCCAACGGCAACAUCCAGCAGCGAGGAAGCCGUGGACGGCCACAAUACAACCCAUGUUCUAGGCGUGGCGCAUAGCUCCGCCUCUUCGCUUGUGGUGCAUCUCCAGUCCAUCGUAUGGUUGACGUACCGGAAAGAUUUUGCGCAAAUGGUGCCAUACAACUUUACAAGCGAUGCAGGAUGGGGAUGCAUGUUGCGGUCGGCACAGAUGCUGCUCUGCGAAGCCCUCCUGCGAAAUCUCCCGAUCCAUGCCGAUCGACGCUUUCAAUGGAACGACGCAAGUGCUGAGCUACCUUCCUCCGUCGUACAGGUCUUGCGAUCCUUCGUUGAUUCCCCGUCCACCAAGUGCACUUUCGGGCUCCACCGACUGGUGCAGGUCGGCAUGCAGUACGACAUGUUGCCUGGAGAAUGGUAUGGUCCCACGACUGCGGCGCAGGUUUUGCGUGAUUUGGUGAAUGAGCAGACCCACUUCGGCAACCUGAACCUUUGUAUGUACGUCCCUCAAGAUGGCGUUAUCUACACGGACGAAGUCAACAAACUAUGCAUCACCUCGUUCGUGGAGCCCGGAGUCGCUACCCCGUCCUUGCACCCGUCGAUGUUCUACGAUCCAUUGUUCAAUCCCCCACAAGUGGACGUCGCUGCAGACUGGACCCAUUCGUUGCUCAUCUUGGUACCGCUGCGACUCGGGCUCGAUAAGAUCAACGCCACGUACAUCCCAGCGUUGACGGCCUUCUUUUCCUUCCCGCAGUCCGUCGGGAUCAUCGGCGGCAAGCGCGGCCAUUCCGUGUAUUUUGUCGGUGCGCGCGGACAUCAAUUUCACAUUCUCGACCCCCAUACAGUCCAUCCGACGCCAGACGCCGACGACGCCGCCUUUCCCACGGCGACGCAUGCCCGAACGAUCCACUCGACCGACCACCUCGUCAUGGAAGUGGACUACAUUGAUCCGUCCCUCGCCCUUGGAUUCCUAUGCAAGUCUCGCACCGACUACGACGACCUCACGGCCCACGUGGCUGCCCUUGCUGCCACACACACGUGUCCCAUCUCGAUUGCCGCCGCAAGGCCAGACUACGCGCAAGACAGCUCCGAGCUGCACUCGGUCUCGGGAGACUCGGCGACAGACGGCGGGGAUAUUGACGACGAGGACGAUUACGUGUUGAUUUAGAACACGAUUGAAAGAAAUUGCAUUGAGAGAUCGAGUACUGUAGCAUUGCUGUGCGUUCGUGUGGGUGUGUGAAUAGCAUGCAUGC
Molecule: messenger RNA, 1438 nt
Organism: Aphanomyces astaci
Lineage: Eukaryota; Oomycota; Saprolegniomycetes; Saprolegniales; Verrucalvaceae
Exons: 4
Coding region: 142-1353 (403 amino acids)
Molecular function (GO): protein-phosphatidylethanolamide deconjugating activity
Source: RefSeq, a predicted model, not a curated record